AUAUCCUCUCAUCUAUAUCAGCUAAAGCCGGAGGGGAGGAGAAUGAGUAGUUACUCCCAGUGAGUAACAGUAGCCCCAAAGAAUGCACAAGUUUCCAUAACCGAGGGAUGCGCUGAACAGUGGAUCUGUCUUCCAGGCAGCUGUUCCAUUAGCGUUCUUCCACUUGGGACAAAAUUUGCAGGCUUUCUGUUUCCAUUGAAGAGCCUUUGAAAGAAGUACACUCUCCUUGUCUGAAGGAUUUCUUCAAUCGUCAUGAAGACGUUUUGGACAAUGCUAUGUUUCAUUGUAUACGUGAACAUCGACAUCAGUGGGCCUUCUGUCCUGGCCCUGACCAACUCACAGUCUUCAGACAACUCAGAAAAUACUGCACCAGACUCUAUGAAAGAUGGGAUUCCCCCAGAGAAGCUGGAGGAGCUGCUGUGGUUUUUCCGGAGAGAAGACCCAUCGACGUGGAGCUACUGCAUUCUAGGCCUUUCGUUUCUGGUUCUGGUGAUCGGUGUUGCCCUCCUGGGAGCAAAUAUCAGGGCGAACAGGGCCCGGAAAAUCUCGCUCCUGGCUAAAGAAGAAUACAGAGUUGUCCAGCCUGCGGAGACAGAAAUGAAGCAAGCAUUUGUGCUUCUGAAAGAGGAAAGCAACCCCGAUCCUCUGGCAGACAGUUUGCUUCCUGCAACGGAGAAUGCAGGACAGGUGACGAUCCAGUGGAAGGAUGGGAAUGUCACAACCCUAUAUGAAGACAAGGCUGAAGCGGAUAUAUAACAACAUAUUUCAGUGGAAAGCUGAAUGACUGCCUUCAUUCUUGAAAAUCUAUUUAAAAAGCAAAAGGUCAUCUACUGGAACCAAAGGGUCAGCAUUCGCUAUGAUGCAGGGGCCUGCCUCCCCUCUUCUCCAAACAGUAGGGUCAAGUCUGCAAAAGCCCAUGCUACCAACUUCUUUCUUUCAGUUAGUCUCAAAGGUGCUACAAGAUCCCUUUGCAGACUGAUUUUCCAGACUAACACGGCUAUGUCUUUGAAAUCAUACCAACCCUGUUCUAAUUUUUAAAAUGUUAAAACAAGACAACACACCAUAUUGUGUUGACUUCUUGUGAAACCUAUGGGUUGAGAACCUCAGCUGGAGAGAAUUACUGCCCAAGAAUAAGGAUCAAGCGAGUCUGCAUUAAAAACAAAACAUAGCUGUGGCACAUUUUGUAUUCUUUUAUUGGCACAGUUUCCCCUAAGAAUCUUAGGAAUUAAACUUUGAAGCCGGUGCUGAGAUUUCUCCCUGAAAGAACCCUGUUCUCCCUCCAUUUCCUAGGAUUUCCGAGAAAAUGGGGAGAUGAGGGGGGAAACCUUUGAGUUUUAAAUCUGUGGCAUCGGUUGGUAUUCCCCACAUCUUCCAGGGUAUCAUUGAUGUCCAACUCAGCACGAGUGAUUCUGAACACAGAUAUAGAAAUGGCGCAUAAUUCAUUGUAAUGAGUCUGUGGCUAUGGGAGCUUUUGUGUACGAUGCAAGUUAUUUCAGGAUCCUCGGCUGGAAUAAAUCAAAAAGUCUUUGUAACCGAGAUGGAAAAUUGCUCUUGGGCCAACAAGAGAUGGUCCCACAGCUGGCUUUCCCAAGGUUUCUUUUAUUAAAACAUUUUCCACAGCA
Sceloporus undulatus (fence lizard) is the source of this 1622-nucleotide messenger RNA. It is a transcript of the gene SLC51B, whose product is annotated as solute carrier family 51 subunit beta. The coding region runs from base 253 to 756 and encodes 167 amino acids. Gene Ontology annotation, biological process: bile acid and bile salt transport. Gene Ontology annotation, molecular function: transmembrane transporter activity; protein heterodimerization activity. Gene Ontology annotation, cellular component: plasma membrane. The record is from RefSeq and is a predicted model, not a curated record. The transcript has 5 exons. NCBI's taxonomy places the organism in Eukaryota, Metazoa, Chordata, Lepidosauria, Squamata, Phrynosomatidae.